ACCGCGUCACUCAUUGCAGACACUGAGAGUCCCCUCCCCACAUCUCCAUUCUCUCUCUGUCUCUCUGUGUGUGUCAGGAACACAGCGACUCUUCCUUCUCCCAUUCACAGCAACGCAGGCACAGCCGAGGGAGCAGGCAGCAGGGGUUAGGGGGAAAGACGAAAAUACAAUUUCUAAUCAGGGAGGUGGACAACAAUAUCAACACAUAUAGCUUCUGGCCACCACACCCCCCGCCAGCACAGCCUGCCUGCUCGGGGCAGAUAUGGGACUGGAGCGGAGUAAAGGAGCCGUCCUCGAGCUUUCGCUGUUCGGAUAAAGUGGUCGACUUUGCCUGGCAGUCCAUGAGGACACACCAUGGCUAAGCAGUACGAUGUACUCUUCAGAUUGCUGCUGAUCGGAGACUCUGGAGUCGGGAAGACCUGCCUCCUGUGCCGUUUCACCGACAACCAGUUCCACGCUUCACACAUCUCCACUAUAGGAGUCGACUUCAAAAUGAAAACAAUAGACGUGGAUGGGAUCAAGGUGCGAAUACAGAUUUGGGAUACUGCAGGCCAGGAACGAUAUCAGACCAUCACAAAGCAGUACUACCGACGUGCCCAGGGAAUUUUUCUGGUAUAUGAUAUUACAAGUGAACGCUCCUUUCAGCAUAUUAUUAAAUGGGCCAGCGAUGUUGAUGAGUAUGCUCCUGAAGGUGUUCAGAAAAUUCUCGUAGCCAACAAAGCUGAUGAGGAACAGAAAAGGCAAGUGAGUGCAGAACAAGGUCAAAAACUUGCAAAAGAAUAUGGAAUGGACUUCUUUGAAACAAGUGCCUGCACCAAUUAUAACAUUAAAGAGUCAUUCACUAGACUGACAGAACUAGUGUUACAGGCCCAUAAGAAGGAGUUAGAUGGGCUUCGACUAUCAACCCCUGAUGAACUUAGUAUCGCUGAUUUAGAGGAGGAUGACAGCAAAAUCGAAGGGAUGAAUAACUCACAGAAAGCUUGCUGGUGCUAGAAAUGGAGCUAAACAAAAUCCAGUUCAGCGGUCUGAAUCAUUCCUCAAGACCUAGUUGCCUGCUGUUAUGUUGUGCCACCAUAAAUAUUCAUACGAAUCUUGCUUCUCUCUUGAGUUGGACUAAUCCUUCCAGUUGAUACAAAUAGAUGUUGUAUUUUUGUCCCAGCUCUGUGGCUCAACCAUUUCUUGGACUAGGCUUGUGUGCUGUGCAUUUUGUACAGUUACUGUGCUGUGAUUUGUGUUCAGGUGCUCAACUGAUGGUUCAGUCGCCCAGUUUCUACAUGACUGCAGUUUCAGUAUUUGUUUUCUAUUUGGACAGCCCUUCCAGAUACUGUAUGACUCCGUUGUUUUCACAAUUAGUUGCCUACCAUUUAUAUUGCCUGGACUUCCCCUUUUUGUGUAAUUAAUAACUAACUUCUUCAAUAUGCUUUUAAUAUAUUUUUAGCCAAGCUCAAUAAAAGUACCCUUUUUGUCAUGUUGCUGCCCAGUUAAGAAUUUUUGAACCCAGCAUGAUUACUUACAUCUUGCUCUAUUUAGAAAUUCAACUUAAGCUUGAGGUUAUGGCUUCUGGAACAGAACAAUGUUAUUGUGGACACCGUCAAAAAGUGAUAUUGUCAAUUUUGAUUUUUUAAUAUCUUGAAGCACUGUUGUGAAAUAAGCAUUAUCUCUCUUGCAUAUUCUAAGACUUACACUGCCCUGCGAGGUUAAUGAUCUGAAUGAUAUUUUUGACUGAUUUGAUGUAAUAGUUAUAAAAUUGGGUUCAGUUGUGCUUUUAUUUUUGUCAUUUGCUCCACACAUAUCCAGCACUCAUUAAAUUGGUAGAUGAUCGUUCCUCAGAGUAAGUAAUGACUGAUACACCUUUCUCUCAUUUAUCACAAUUGACCCUGCCAGAAACAGAACAUUAAAUUAUUUUCUAUGGGACAAACUAUAUCACUAAACCAGUAUUCCAUCCAAAUUCCAUUUCAUUGACAGUUUCACUUUACAGUUAUUAUGAAAUUAUUGAUUUUUUUUGCACUUUAAACAUUUUGAAUACUGAAGAAUUGCUAUGAAAAUUAAUAAUUACAAUAGUCAAGAAUAUUCUGUGCAUUGAGUUCUCUAAUUAUAAUUGUUUGUAAAUUCCUUUUUAAUAUUGGCAUCACAAACUUCCAGAAGUAAAAUGCCUUUUGCAGCAAUGUGAUAUUGUUUGGAUCCAUUUUCCUUGGAAAUAGAUUGGUGUUGCAAAGAAAACAGCAAGAAUUCCUAUCAAAUACUCAUGAAUAAAUGUGUAUUCUCAGAAAUUGCAUGUUUGAAUGAUUAGUACAGUAUCAUUUGGCUAAGAACCCAAUAUUUUUGAAGAAAAUGAAGCAUUACCCUAUUUCAAUUAAAUUAGGAUUUGGCUACCUCAGUGAUAAAGUAUUGCAGUGUGGCGAUGUUAAUAUUUCUUCAUAACUGCACACGGUUGUUCAGCUCACAGCCUGUAUCGAUUGCUUUCCUCUCUGUGGUAGAAUGCAACAUUCAUGAUAAAGGCUGAAGCAAUUAUGUGAUUUACUGAGAUUUGGCUGUUUGUUUGAACCUGAUGUUUUGAUUAUUUGUGCUUUCAGCUUUUUUCCUCUUGUAAUCAAAGAUUCUAUGAAACAUAACAACCGCCCAAUGUACUUCACUAUUCCUGGAAGAGUCAAAUGAGAGUGAUAUACUGAGUUAAAGCAUCUUAAUUUUUCUUAAUUAUUGUAUAUGUGAAGGAAAACAUGCAAGUUGAUUUUAAUUAAUUAUAAUUGCUAUUGAAAAAAAACAUGAUUCUACUCACAGAUGUCUACAAAUAAAUUUCAUCAAGGGUUUAAUUGUGUUAAUAUGUCAAUAUACCAGAAUAUUUGACUUAAUAUCACAACAGUUUUCAAUCUCACUCUAUCGUUGAAAGCAUUGUGCCAUCUGUGCUGUGUACAUGAAUUGUUUAUUGAAAUGUUCAUUGUUAGAGGUCUUACUGAAAAGUGCUCUGAAAUAUUUAUGUGUCCAUUGAUAUUUGUACACCGAGUUAUACCAUCAUUUUGUCUAUACAUUUCCUCAGUUGCAUAAAACAUUUAAUUAUUGGCUUAUGCUAAAUGUCUUGAAACUGUAAGACUCACUCUCGGAGUUUCGUAAUGAUUUUCCUCUGUUUCAACAUUUGGUUAAUUGAUAUUAUGCACAUUACAUUCCUGUGCAGAAAACUGAACUGUUACAUUGUGCAAGACAUUGUAUCCCCUGAAAAUUGCACUUAUAAAUAAGGUGUAUGGCUAUUUCCAAGUAUGGCAAUUUCAGUAACAUUUCUAGGGUUGGGUGUAUGAAUAAAAGAGAUGCAACAUCUAAUUAUUGAGCCAAAAAUACAAAAUGCAGACAUUUUGCUGAACCAGUAUAAAGCUUCAGUUCAGCCCAGUUGAAUGUUGUAUUUGAUUCUUCCAUGGGAAAGAUGUAAAGACUUUGGAAGGGAUACACAAAAGGAAUCUACUAGAAUGGCUCCAGGGAUGAAGAAAUAACUUUUAAGUGAAUAGACUGGAAAAGCUGGGAUAGAACAGAGAAGGUUAUCAAGAAAUUUGAUUGUGAUGUUUAAAAUAAUGAAUAGUUUCAGAAGGAACAGAGAAAUGCUUUCAGAAAGUUGAAGAAUUGGUAACCAGGGUGUACGUAGUUACUACUGGUAAAAUAAACUGAGGGAACAGGAGGAAAAAAAGUGAUGUUAUGUGUAACUAUUUAGGAUUUGUCAUGACCUGCAGGAUAAAGUGGUAGUUGUGAAUUUAGCAAUAGUGUCUGACAGGAAAUUAAUAUGCAAAGAAAACAAUUUACAGCAUGAAGUGAUAGGGCAGAAGGGAGAAAUUACUUCAUCCCUCCACUUAAUGAGAAAAUGGUAUUUGUUGCUGAAAUCCAUCUAUUUGAUCAUAGAAGCUUGUGUAACAAUUGCCCCCUUUCCCCUCAGACUUUAUCUGCAAUUUGAAUGCGCCUGCACAAAGGCUUGUGUUUAUUGGGAGCUUAGGUGCAAAGGUGAACAAAAUUGAACAUCAAUUUGUUUGCCAUGUAGCAAAAUGCCUUGUUUGAUUCCAGCCCAACGUUAAUCAACGAAGUUGCCAGCUUGGGCUUCAGAUCAAGAGUAAAGGCAGCUUUAGUCUGAUUGUUUUGUUUUCUUAUUAAAUAUUGAUCUUUCUGUAGCCAUUGGUCUGAAUCAGAUGAUUGCAACGUGAUAAUAA
This is a messenger RNA of Stegostoma tigrinum, 4181 nucleotides long. It is a transcript of the gene rab15, whose product is annotated as RAB15, member RAS oncogene family. NCBI's taxonomy places the organism in Eukaryota, Metazoa, Chordata, Chondrichthyes, Orectolobiformes, Stegostomatidae. The coding region runs from base 355 to 993 and encodes 212 amino acids. Gene Ontology annotation, molecular function: GTPase activity; GTP binding. Gene Ontology annotation, biological process: Rab protein signal transduction. The record is from RefSeq and is a predicted model, not a curated record. The transcript has 7 exons.